Messenger RNA from Schistocerca americana (American grasshopper), 3870 nucleotides. It is a transcript of the gene Cdk5, whose product is annotated as cyclin-dependent-like kinase 5. The transcript is spliced from 8 exons. The record is from RefSeq and is a predicted model, not a curated record. NCBI's taxonomy places the organism in Eukaryota, Metazoa, Arthropoda, Insecta, Orthoptera, Acrididae. Gene Ontology annotation, molecular function: cyclin-dependent protein serine/threonine kinase activity; ATP binding. Gene Ontology annotation, biological process: axonogenesis; neuron apoptotic process; synaptic vesicle transport. Gene Ontology annotation, cellular component: nucleus; cytoplasm. Bases 74 to 973 code for a protein of 299 amino acids.
CUCAGGGUUUGUUUUGUUUAUGUACAGGAAGGUUGGUAGCAGUGUGAGGUGUUGAUAGCUGUCAGUGUUGAAUAUGCAAAAAUAUGAGAAAUUAGAGAAAAUUGGCGAAGGUACUUACGGAACUGUAUUUAAAGCAAAAAAUCGCGAAACGCACGAAAUUGUCGCUUUAAAGAGAGUGCGUUUAGACGAUGAUGAUGAGGGUGUACCUUCAUCGGCGUUACGUGAGAUAUGCCUCUUAAAAGAACUAAAACACAAGAAUAUUGUACGGUUGUAUGAUGUGCUUCACAGCGAUAAAAAACUAACGUUGGUGUUUGAACAUUGUGAUCAAGACUUAAAGAAAUAUUUUGAUAGCUUAAACGGGGAAAUAGAUCCAGAUGUAGUGAAAUCUUUCAUGUAUCAACUGCUGCGAGGCCUCGCUUUUUGUCACAGCCAUAACGUUCUCCACAGAGAUCUCAAGCCACAGAAUUUACUUAUUAACAAGAAUGGUGAAUUAAAAUUGGCAGAUUUUGGUCUUGCUCGUGCUUUUGGUAUCCCUGUCAAAUGCUACUCAGCAGAAGUUGUUACAUUGUGGUAUAGACCUCCUGAUGUCCUGUUUGGUGCCAAACUUUACACUACGUCUAUUGACAUGUGGUCUGCAGGCUGCAUAUUUGCUGAGUUGGCGAAUGCAGGGAGACCACUCUUUCCUGGUUCAGAUGUCGAAGAUCAGUUGAAACGAAUCUUUAAGUUGUUAGGUACUCCAACUGAAGAGACAUGGAGUGGUCUGACACAACUACCAGAUUAUAAACCAUUUCCAAUUUAUCAUCCAAGCAUGGCAUUUAGUCAAGUAGUGCCGAAGCUAAAUGCCAAAGGUCGGGACCUUUUACAGCGUCUUCUGGUGUGCAAUCCAGCACUGCGGAUGGCAGCUGAUGAUGCAAUGGCGCAUCUUUACUUCAGUGAUCUCAGUCCUGCCAUUAAAAAUGACCGCUGCCAGUGACUGGUGCCAUGUCCUGUGAGUGAUGUUUCUUCAAACCCCACUGUGUACUCACUAAUAUGUUGUUGUGCUUUGCAGAACAUCUCUGCCAUCAACAGAAGUUAUACCUAUGAGAGAUGCUGCUGAAUGGAUGGUAUAUUUUAUUCACAAUGAUGCUUGUGAUGCAUAUGCUUGAGAUCCUGAUGUUUGGUACUGAACAUUCCUAAGCAAUAUGUGUACUGUGCUUUGUCCAUAGUUUCUUAAGUGGAAAGUAUUUGAUGUGGAAUUGGAUAAUCACAAAGUGAACUACACAUAUUAUAUAAAUACCAAAGAUGAAUAUUUUCUUUUUGAGUGUAUUACUUAAGUGUCUUUUUAUGUAAGUGAGCCCCUUAUUGUUGUGAGAAGAAUAUAAUGAAAAAUAUUAGUUUUUGGAUGGAUGAGUCAUUAAGAAAUUGACUGAAAUCUAAUUGGGUUGUGUAAAAUGUUGAAUGUGCCCAUAUUCUGGUAAUGACAUUGCUUGAAAAUAUUUUUACAAUGUGAGCCCCUAAAACAGUAUUUGAAAUGUUUGAAUGGACUGUGCUGUAGUGUAGUUUAAAAAGGUUUGCGGUCGUUACUUUUUGUCAUACCUUGAUUUUAAUCAGAUCCUUUUUGUGUGGUUCAUUACAGAAGUAAGUGUUUCUGUUAAUAUUUGUUUGUUUAGAAAGUGUAUUUCACAUAGCAGUUAGUUUAAUAAUUCUUGCUUCAUUAAAGAGCUCAGUUAAUUCAGUAUCUAAAUUCUACUGUAACUGAAAUUUAAACAGAGAAAAUUUAACACGUUACUACCUAUCUUCACUGCUUUCUAUUGUUUUAGAGUGUAUUGCACCUGAAUUGUCAUUUUGAAACAACUCUAGUCUUGAUAUCAAAAUCUAGCAGAUAAGAUAACUUCACUGGUCAAACAUAUUAGUCUCUUUCAUCAAGCUAGGAUAUGCCAUGUUCCUGUUCCUUUGUAACAAGUGCAGUUUGCUGUGAUGUUGAUUGGACAAGGCUGUGGAUGUAGGUAACACCAUUGUCCAAUCACUACACCCAUUAAACACCACAUGGCAGUCAGAUUAAAAAACUUUUUCAUCCCUAAUACUUUAAGCACUGUUCCAAAUACCAAUAGAUAUAUUUAAUGUGGUCUCUAUUAGGGGACUUUUCAAUCAUUCCCAGAUGCAUAAUUGGCUCUGGACAUUCAUUUUACAGUGCAACCUUUGAAGACAGUGCUGCUUAAGCUGCAAUUUCAGACAGGCGAAUGACAAAACAUGGUUGUCAUGCAUGUUGUCGCUGUUGCUCUUCACAGUACCUGUCAACUGAAAUGAAUGAUCCGUUUCCUUAAAAUUAAAACAGAACAACAGAUAUCCAUCACUAGCCUGCACAACUCUUUUUCAGGCCAUUGUCCCAGAAGACUUUCUGUGCUACCCAAUGAACAUGGGGCUACAUAUGAUUUACAAAGGUUGAAAGGGGGUUAGUUUGACUGAAGAACAUGUUUACUGUGCUCUACUGCAUCCAAAUCUUUCGACCUACUGUAUGCAGGCAGUUCUGUGAGCACAAGUGUGUGUUUCUUGCAUGCACCUGUGUUAUAAAUUUACAAGUGACUGAAUUCCUGGCAGUAUUCAUUUUGAGACGUGCAGGAAUGACGUUGUCAUUAGCUAUGAGCUGAGAGUCAUGCUAUCAGUCUCAGUCUAUGUUGAUCAGCAUUUGGUCACAAUUCUGACUUGGUGAAUCCAGACAGUGCUAUCUGCUGAGACAUAGUCAGUGUAAUCCACCACAUCUUUCACAGCAUGACUUUUGGUACACCUAAAGGCUGUGUCACAGUUUUUACUCUCCAUCACAUUGUGUCUUGCACCUCUUUGUUAUAUCUGACUAGCCGGCCGAAGUGGCCGUGCGGUUACAGGCGCUGCAGUCUGGAACUGCAAGACCGCUACGGUCGCAGGUUCGAAUCCUGCCUCAGGCAUGGAUGUUUGUGAUGUCCUUAGGUUAGUUAGGUUUAACUAGUUCUAAGUUCUAGGGGACUAAUGACCUCAGCAGUUGAGUCCCAUAGUGCUCAGAGCCAUUUGAAUUUUUUUUAUAUCUGACUAAUGACAGAAAUAAUUCAGUGGACUGCUUCAAACACACUGUAAACACUAGCCACAUUCGCCAGUAGUUUACCCUACACUCCACAUAAUACCAUGCUAUGAGCAGUUCCUUGACGGAAUUAUUAAGUUUGAUACACAUGAUGACUAACCUUUGUCUGCUGAACUUAAGUUAUAUUUAUUCUAAAUAGGGCAGAAAAUGCAACUGGCAUUUUUGUAAAGUAUAUUUAAGUCUAUAUCCAAUUUUAUGGAUGCAGUAACACUUUAUACAAUAGGUAAAUAAUUUAUAUUUGUACUUUGUCUGUAAGACUUCUGUAAUAGUCAUUAUGCUAGACAUUCGUAUUUGCUCUGCUGUAAAAUCUGUCCAUCAAUGUAAAAUAUCUGUAUUAGUCUGAAAAUUUUAAGGUCAACAUGGUUUGUGAAGAAAGGGACCGAAUCAUUUUAACGAUCACGUGACACUAAUAAACAUCAUCAUGUGUGUACAGUAUGUUGACAUAUGACUAGUAAAUAGAGCACUCUAUCAUUAUAUUUAAGAAACAAUGUUAGAUGGGAGUAAAGUGACAGUGGUCCAAAUUUUUGCUGUUUUAUUGCUUAUUCUCAGAGUGCUGCUCUUACUAUUUUGAAUAUUAUAUGCUAUGCCUGUUUUUUGUGACAUUACAGUUUGUAGAAGAUCAACAAAGCAACAAUAUUGAAUCUACCUUCUUUGCUCUACAUUUUGUUUUAUUACACAUUGUAACCAAAGAUAAAAUUUCAUUACUAUUCUGUUUCAUUGCUUAACACAAUAAAAAAACUGGAAGAUAGUUAAACCUCUUUAUCUGUGGCUGUGUAAUG